UGCCAUACUGAUUGAUAACCGAGUUAAGCUAAUACAGCCUCCCAAACUAUGACAUUUUGGCGCGACACAAAACCCCUCUUUUCUAUGUCCGACAAUCACCGAUAUCAGCGAGUCCCGGGGCCGAGCUUCGGAUUUCGAUCUGAUAACCAGCCAACUAUAAGAACAUGAAACUAUCACUUCCUACUCUCCUUCGCCAUCUACUGAUCAAUCAAUAUCAUACUUGCAAUAACACAUCCAAAACCACACCAUACCAUCAACCAACACCCCCCCAGACAACAAACCAAAAUGUCCAUCGCCAACGCCAUCCACGCCUCCACCGUGGAGACCUACAUCGAAUCGCACCUCUCCACCCCCGAUCCAGCCAUCACCCACGCCCGCGAAACAACCCACCAGCACAACAUCCCCUCCAUCUCGCUGUCACCCGGCCAGGGCCGCUUCCUCAAAAUGCUCGCCUCCUGCACCAAAGCCCAAAACAUCCUCGAGCUCGGCACCCUAGGCGGACACUCCACCAUCUGGCUCUCCCGGGCCAUCAAAGAGCGCGGCGGCAAAGUCACCAGCAUCGACAUCAACCCUCUCCAUCGCGACGUCGCCACCGAGAAUCUGCGCUUCGCGGGCGUGAAAGUCCCCGAGGAUGUCGAGAUCCUCCUCGGUGCCGGGCUGGAUAUCCUUCCGUCGCUGGAAAAAGAUAUUCAGAGUGGAGUCCGCGAGCCGUUUGAUUUCGUGUUCAUUGAUGCGGAUUGGCCGAACCAGUGGCGGUAUUUUGAUUAUGGGGUUCGAUUGGCGAGGGGGACGGGGAGUGUGCUUUUUGUGGAUAAUGCGGUCGCUGCGUUGUUGGAUUAUGGGGUUGUUGGGCCGGAGGAGAGGGAUGAGGGGUUUGUGUCGCUGGUGGAGGAGGUCGGGAGGGAUGAGAGGGUUGAGGCGGUGGUGGUGCAGACGGUUGGGGCGAGGAGUUAUGAUGGGUUUUUGAUGGCGGUGGUGAAUUAGAUGGGAAUGACCGACUGACUCUGUUUUGCUUUGAUUUUGUGGCGAUGUGUACUUGGAUC
Messenger RNA from Aspergillus heteromorphus CBS 117.55, 1043 nucleotides. RefSeq names its product O-methyltransferase. The coding region runs from base 286 to 984 and encodes 232 amino acids. The record is from RefSeq and is a predicted model, not a curated record. NCBI's taxonomy places the organism in Eukaryota, Fungi, Ascomycota, Eurotiomycetes, Eurotiales, Aspergillaceae. The transcript has a single exon. Gene Ontology annotation, molecular function: S-adenosylmethionine-dependent methyltransferase activity; O-methyltransferase activity.